Molecule: messenger RNA, 290 nt
Organism: Hibiscus syriacus
Lineage: Eukaryota; Viridiplantae; Streptophyta; Magnoliopsida; Malvales; Malvaceae
Product: WAT1-related protein At1g70260-like
Exons: 2
Coding region: 27-266 (79 amino acids)
Cellular component (GO): plasma membrane
Molecular function (GO): transmembrane transporter activity
Source: RefSeq, a predicted model, not a curated record
ACAGAGAAGAAGGAUAGUUAAGAGAGAUGGAAGUAAAGUCGUUCUUAGUUGAAUCGGCGCCAUUUGCAGCCAUGGUAGCUGUGGAGUUCCUGAUUGUAGGCUUAACUACCCUUAGCAAAGCUGCCAUUUCCAAAGGAAUGAGCCACUUUGUCUUCGUCGUCUACUCAAAUGCUCUGGCUUCCAUCGUUCUUCUUCCAGCUGCUUUCUUCACAAGGAAAAGCGACCACCGAUUACUUUACCUUUGCUCUGCAAGUUUUUCUUGUUAAGUAUUGCCGGGUAUGCAAUUAGAU